Messenger RNA from Camelus dromedarius (Arabian camel), 3483 nucleotides. It is a transcript of the gene RCC1, whose product is annotated as regulator of chromosome condensation 1. The record is from RefSeq and is a predicted model, not a curated record. The transcript is spliced from 11 exons. Bases 265 to 1650 code for a protein of 461 amino acids. Gene Ontology annotation, molecular function: guanyl-nucleotide exchange factor activity. NCBI's taxonomy places the organism in Eukaryota, Metazoa, Chordata, Mammalia, Artiodactyla, Camelidae. Gene Ontology annotation, cellular component: cytoplasm.
GAAAAAGUGACUUUGUCCAGCAUCGGUUUGGAGAACGUGGAUUGCAGAGUGGGGCCGGAAUCCUGCCCGACGGAGGUCUGCUUUAGGAGCACGAGGGUAGGCUGCUCAAGGUCUGCGCAGGAAGAGAAAUCUCAGCGACAACGGGCACCACAACGACAACUGUUCGACCCGUUGAAGAGUGUGCUGUGAACUCCGCAUCAACUCACGUGUCGACAGAUUAUUUAUUGGCUGUCCACUCCGUACCGCGCUAGCAGGGCGGGGAAUAUGGACAGGAAGAUGCCACCCAAGCGUAUAGCUAAGAGAAGGUCACCCCCAGAAGAUGCCCUCCCGAAAAGCAAGAAGGUGAAGGACUCUCGUAACCAGGCAGCGAGGGCCGUUGCCUCCCGCCGCAUUCCAGGCGCCCGCUCCUGCCAAGGUGCCUGUGGGCAGAGCCCUCCUGACCAGAAAGCCCGACCAGUCUCACAUAGGUCCCACAGCACAGAACCGGGCUUGGUGCUGACACUGGGCCAGGGCGAUGUGGGCCAGCUGGGGCUAGGCGAGAAUGUGAUGGAGAGGAAGAAGCCAGCCCUGGUGCCCAUUCCAGAGGACAUCGUGCAGGCUGAAGCUGGGGGCAUGCACACCGUGUGUCUAAGCAAAAGUGGCCAGGUCUACUCCUUCGGCUGCAAUGAUGAGGGUGCCCUGGGAAGGGACACAUCAGCAGAGGGCUCAGAGAUGGUCCCCGGGAAAGUGGAACUGCAAGAGAAGGUGGUACAGGUGUCAGCAGGAGACAGUCACACAGCGGCCCUCACCGAGGACGGCCGAGUCUUCCUGUGGGGCUCCUUCCGGGACAACAACGGUGUGAUCGGGCUCUUGGAGCCCAUGAAAAAGAGCAUGGUGCCUGUGCAGGUGCAGCUGAGCACGCCGGUGGUGAAGGUGGCCUCAGGAAAUGACCACUUGGUGAUGCUGACAGCUGAUGGCGACCUCUAUACUUUGGGCUGUGGAGAGCAGGGCCAGCUGGGCCGUGUGCCUGAAUUGUUUGCCAAUCGUGGUGGCCGGCAGGGCCUUGAACGACUCCUGGUCCCCAAGUGUGUGAUGCUGAAAUCCAGGGGAAGCCGGGGCCAUGUCAGAUUCCAGGAUGCCUUCUGUGGCGCCUACUUCACCUUUGCCAUCUCCUCUGAGGGCCAUGUAUAUGGCUUUGGCCUCUCCAACUACCAUCAGCUUGGAACCCCAGGCACAGAAUCUUGCUUUGUACCUCAGAACCUGACAUCCUUCAAGAACUCCACCAAGUCCUGGGUGGGCUUCUCUGGUGGCCAGCACCAUACUGUCUGCAUGGAUUCAGAAGGAAGAGCGUACAGCCUGGGCCGGGCUGAGUAUGGGCGACUGGGCCUUGGGGAGGGCGCUGAGGAGAAGAGCAUACCCACCCUCAUCUCCAGGCUGCCCCCUGUCUCCUCAGUGGCUUGUGGGGCCUCUGUGGGAUAUGCUGUGACUAAGGAUGGACGUGUUUUUGCCUGGGGCAUGGGCACCAACUACCAGCUGGGCACAGGACAGGAAGAGGAUGCAUGGAGCCCUGUGGAGAUGACAGGCAAGCAGCUGGAGAACCGCGUGGUCUUAUCUGUGUCCAGCGGAGGCCAGCACACAGUCUUACUAGUCAAGGACAAGGAGCAGAGCUGAUGAAGCCUCUGAGGGCCUGGUUGCCGGCCCCCCACCUCCCUCCCAGAACAGGGAAGCUGCGAUGACUGCAUAUUCCAGCAGACCUCCCCCAGCCCCAAGUACUCUGUCAUCUCCUGCUUUUUCCCCUAGAGCAGAACAGAAUCCUUUUCCUCCUCUUUUUUUUCCCCUCCUUUCUGGGAUCAUCCUGGGACCUACAGGAUGAGGGUGGGGGAUAUGGCAGAGGGGAGGGAGUUUUGUCAGAAGGAAUAUUGCUCACCCCACAGCUAUGUGGUUAGACCUUUCCCCCUCAUCACUACCUCCCUUGGUCCUGGCUGACCCUGGUUUUGCCUACCAAAAACCAAAACUUCCUCCGCUGGGUGUUUGGUGCCCAUACCCUGAGGAGUUGGGGCUCCUUCAAGCCCUCUCUAGUAGUCGUGUGCCACUCUUCCUGUCCUUCACAGCCCACAGGCAGACAAAUGGUACAGUCGUCAGAUCCAGUUGUCAUGGACCUAUGCCUGGGGGAAACUGGAGAAGGGGCAGGACUACCCAGCCAUGGGCAACCCCAAGCCAAAUGUUUGGCCUUGAACAGGUGCCCAUGAGGCAAAAAAAAAAAAAAAAAAGAUUCUCCACUUGAUCAAGAAAAAAGCCAAUCAGCCUUUCUCCCAGAAGCACAAAGCAUUCUUCCCUUCAAACAUUGACUGCAGUAUCUCACCCAACCAACCUGAGUCACCUGCAGCCAAGGGCCUGAAAUCUGGAAAGAAAGCUACGCCUGCAGGAGAGGACCUUGGGAGAGAGGGAAGGAGUGCUUUAUAAAUAAACCUAUAGCAAUACUGAGAGUGAAGUGAGGGAGGGAGGGAGGGGAAGAGGGUUAGAGGGGCAGAGGCUGGUCGCCAGAAAGGGAAGCAGCAGCUUGUACAGUGGCUGAAAAAAUAGAAAAGAGUUUUGAAUUUUUUUUUAAUGUAAAGUAUUUUGGAGGGAAGAGUGAAAUCUUUUAACACUUUGAAUAAAUUUAGAGUUUUAUAAAACAGGCCACUUGUUUUCUACACACUCCCUGCUUUUUUAAGGGAGUACCUGCUGUAUUGGAAAGGGCAGAAUAAAUCUAUGCCUGUGGACCUGGUGAAGACUAGGAAUUAAGUGAUGUUGAGAGGUCCUGGUGUGUGCCAGUCAGCUGUGUUUUUAUAUGGAACAGUGGCUUUUCUAGACAAAUCAAAAAAGAAAAGAAGAAUUGAUUGACUUUUGUUUAGGUAUUUAUGGUUUAUGAAUCACUGGAUUUAAAAAAAAAAAUUAUACUACAUAAUGAGAGACACGGGGUAGAUCUUUUAAUAUCCUAAUCCCAAACCAAGAUUUCUGAGUACGGUACAUCUCUAAAAACACUUUUACAAAGUUUGAUGAUGUAUCAUUUCAGCAGCUGGUGUAACUGAUUAAACAUGAUUAACUGCACGGUAACUCUUAAGACAACUUAAGCAUAAUGAUGUAGAUUUUCACAGGCAAGAUUUUCAUUUGAGCAAGCAAAUCAUAAAGAGCUGACGUGUCCAGUGUGAUGGUCACUAGCCACAUGUGGCUAUUUACAGUUAAUUUAAAUUUGUAAAAAAUAUAAAAUGAAUUUCCUUGGCUGCACUAGCCACAUUUCAGGUCCUCAGUAGUCAUAUGUGACUAGUGCCUAUAGUAUUGGGCUAUGCAAUUAUAGAAAUAUAUAGAACAUCUCUAUAAUUGCAGAAAGUUGUAGUGGACAGUGCUGAUUUCUAUAGAAGGUCUGUAUAUGUACGACAGGCAAGUUUUAUUAGUGCCAGGAAGAUUUUUGGAUGUCAGUGGCUCUUGAAAAAAUGAAUAUGAUGUAAAAUAAUUUAAAAUGUA